This is a messenger RNA of Bipolaris victoriae FI3, 1296 nucleotides long. RefSeq lists its product as hypothetical. Gene Ontology annotation, biological process: barbed-end actin filament capping. Bases 1 to 1296 code for a protein of 431 amino acids. The transcript has 2 exons. NCBI's taxonomy places the organism in Eukaryota, Fungi, Ascomycota, Dothideomycetes, Pleosporales, Pleosporaceae. Gene Ontology annotation, cellular component: actin cortical patch. The record is from RefSeq and is a predicted model, not a curated record.
AUGGACAAGUUCAAGAGUGUGGCCAAGGGUGGCUGGCACCCAGAGAAGGAACGCACCAACAGCGGAAGCAGUGCAGGGGGGCAAAGCGAUUCCAAGAUUGGACAGGUGAAAGGCUGGGUUGGCAAGGCCCAGGGCAAGGAUCUCCACGCUGAAGCUGCCCGUGAACAUCAAUCUACGCCUCUAUCGUCGUUGAAAGACCCAGCCUCGUUUGCUCCACCGCCAAAGCGCCUUGACUACAAUGCAGGCUCUUCAGCAGCAGCAGGCGCCCGCUCGCCCACUGGACUGGCAUCUGCUCCCGCUGCAGGGGCCAAACAGAGACUACAGGAGAGGGAAGAGGCGCGGCGACAAGCAGAAGAAGAAGCCAACAAGCCGGCUCCAGGACCAUAUAGAUCCAACACGACCGGAUUGAGCACUGCCCAUCUACCCAAACCUCCAGCCUUCCGACCAGGUGCUGCUUCAGCAGCGUCACCAGCACCUCCACCCAAGCCGAAGCCUAGCCUCCCUCCCCGGCUGCCUCCGCGACAGAACUCUAAUCCCGACGAGUUUACGCCACCUCCUCCACCGACAUAUAAUGAGGCCACACAGCAAGGGACACCGGCACAAGGGGUCAUGAACCAGGCUGCGUUAGGUCGUCUUGGACAGGCGGGUGUGGCAGUUACAGGCCUGGGCAUUGGUCGGACGGCAUCACCUCCAGUGCCGCCUCGGGCGAACCCGUCUCCUCCCGUACCAGCGCGUGCAAAGCCCUCACCACCAGUACCGCCUCGGCAGAACUCUGGCCUAAGCGUCAGUUCACAGGAAACACCUACCACCAAUCAAGGAUCGCAGAUGAGCGAGCUGCAAAGUAGGUUUGCAAGAUUAUCGGGACCAAAGUCACCAGCAGAACCCCCUGCGAUGGGUACAUCGUGGGCGGACAAGCAAGCCGCGCUGCGUACGGCGAGCAACUUGCGCAAUGACCCCUCCAAGGUGUCUGCCUCUGAUCUGAAAGGAGCAGCGUCGACAGCGAACAAUUUCCAGCAACGACACGGGGAGCAGGUUGCAUCUGGGUGGAAGUCUGCCAAUUCGCUCAACCAAAAGUACGGAAUCGCAGCCAAAGUUAACAAUCUUGCGUCAUCAAGCGCAUCACCACCACCGCCAGCGCCAGCAGUCCAGUCGCCGGUAGCGAGUAGCCAGGGAGGGUUGGGGAAGAAGGCCCCUCCCCCACCACCGCCAAAGAAGAAGGAUUUGAGCGGCGGCAGUGGUAGUGGCAGCUCAAAUGAGCCUCCGCCAAUCCCGCUGAGCAGCAAGCCCAAGUUUUAA